This is a messenger RNA of Danaus plexippus (monarch butterfly), 2119 nucleotides long. Its product is annotated as zinc finger and BTB domain-containing protein 43-like. Gene Ontology annotation, cellular component: nucleus. The record is from RefSeq and is a predicted model, not a curated record. The transcript is spliced from 5 exons. Bases 146 to 1399 code for a protein of 417 amino acids. Gene Ontology annotation, molecular function: protein binding. Gene Ontology annotation, biological process: regulation of transcription by RNA polymerase II. NCBI's taxonomy places the organism in Eukaryota, Metazoa, Arthropoda, Insecta, Lepidoptera, Nymphalidae.
UUUAAUAUCAUAAAGUACAGGACCAACACUACGCGACGCGCCGCGAGCUACAAGGAACUGUCACAAUUUGCUUUCAUCUUAGUUAUAGCGAAAACAACCAUUAAUAUUCUUAAGCUACUAUAAUGCGACAAAAAAGAGUUUAGAAAUGGACCAACAAUAUUCAUUGUCUUGGAAUAAUUUCCACGGAAACCUGAGCAGGGGAUUCGCCGGUUUAUUAGGCAAUGGUGAAUUUGUUGAUGUAACGAUUGCUGUCGAAGGGCAUUUGCUGCAAGCACAUAAAGUUAUUCUAUCAAUAUGCUCACCAUAUUUCAAAAAAAUGUUCCAAUUGAAUCCAUGUCAGCAUCCUAUUGUAGUUUUAAGAGAUGUCACUCAUAAAGCCAUGAGAGAUUUAUUACAAUUCAUGUAUCAUGGUGAAGUAAGUGUGAAAAGAGAAGAUCUCACUAGUUUUAUUGGUACAGCUGAAGUUCUGCAAAUAAAAGGAUUAACAACUAAAGAGACUGAUGAAGAGGUGUUUGAUACAGAAAAGGAAUCAACAAAACAAAGCCUAGGACCUCAAAAUGAUAGUCCUGAUGCUGAAUCAUACACUUCAGACAUUUAUGACCCAAACAUCAAUGAAGUAACAGACAACAAUGAAGAUUUAAUUAAGAAAAGACAGUUAUUAGAAAAAAUACACAGGCUGAGUAGUUUGAAACGAAAAUCUGAUGAAUUUUUACAAAAAAACUAUUACAGUGAUCCUAUCACAGAGAAAAGAGCAAAAAUUGCUGAUAAAAAACUGUACAAAGUGAAUAAUCAUUUGUUGCAAAGCGGCAAUUAUGAAAACAAGAAUGUAUAUGAUAACAAUCCUACAGAAGUAACUAAUACAUUAAAUCAAAUUCAAAAUUCUGGUUCUGAUAAGGAACUAUCAGAUGGUGGUCAAAAUCCAGCUGCCGAUAAUACCAUAGAAUUAAAAACUGAGUGUGAUGACAGCGAUAUCACAGUCAUUGAUCCGGCUGUUUGCACAACAAAAGACUUCAGUUGUUCCAGAGACGGUAAAAAAGGAUUAUCAAUACCAUUGGAAUAUCAAUCACCGCAGGAAAAUGAACCGGUACACGGUUUGAACGCAUUUUUUAUGGAUCUCAAAAACUUAGUUAAUGGCAAAAUUAAUAACACUUUGAGGAGUGAGGAAUUUCCGAGACAUUCCCUAGAACAUCGUCUUAUUACAAUACCACAAAAGGAAGAUGGGAAAAAGAAAUAUCCCCAAAGAUCGUGUAGACUUUGUUGGCGGCUAGGCAAACGGCGUGAUACUAGAUUUAUGUGUAGUGCUUGUGAAUUACCAUUUUGCAAAACUCCAUGUUUUGAAAUUCAUUUUAAUGAUAUGUUUAAGGCACCUCAUAUGCAAGGAGAUUAUUAUGCAACUUGAGUAAAUUAAAGGCUUUUUGUUUUAAGAUGUCUUUAUAGGUGUUAGUUAGAGUUAAAGUAUAUUUUUGUAAUCACAAGUGAUAGUAAGUACUUCUCAUGAGAAACAUAGAAUCAAAGAUUCAAUCUAGCGUGGGACCAAAACGAAGAAAGGUUAUAUUUUUGUACGACACUAAAUUUAAAGAAGUUGUUACUAAAAAGAUGUUACAAUUUGUAAGAGUUAUAUUUGCACAAAAAAUAUUGGUAAGCUGUGAUACUUAGAAACUAUCUGUGCCAAUAUAUUUUUAAACUGAUAUUUCCUAAAAGUGCCAUCAUUUUUCUGCCAUACAUUCAAAAGACUUUAUUGCUCAUAUUCUAGUCUAUUUAUUAUAUUUAAUAUAAGAUAAACAUAAGAUACUCGAAAUUAUUUUUGUAAAAGUUACACAAUUUCCCUGUGACGUAUAUUGAUCUCUGUAUUGGUGAUGACUUUGUGAUGAAGCUAAAUUAUAUUUACAUUCCAAAUUAAAUAGCCUUAUUUGGCUAUGGUCCAGUUUUUGAUACAAAUGAUAUGUGAAUUAUUAUUUAUCGUAAUUCUUGUGUGAUGUUUAACAUAUGCUUGAGUGUUUUAAUGGACAUUAAAAAACUGUAUUCAAAACAAUCUUUAAUUUCCUCCUUUGCAACCAUAUUUCAAUAAAACUAAUAUUAUUUUAUAAUUAUAAGCAAGAAGAACCAAUAAUUUUUUGAU